GCCGGCCGCCGCCUGCGCUGCCUCGUCGUGCUGCGCGCGCCCCCACCCCUCCCGCCCUCGGCUAUUGACUGCUCGGCUUCCGGCGCUGAUUCAGACGAUCACUGUCGGGCUCCUCCUCGGCUUCCCCCUUCGCGCUACCGGCUGUUACGCGUCCUUCCCCUCCUCCCUCUCCGCGCCGGACCUCCGGCUCCUCUUCCCCCCUCCGGUGGUGCACCGUCGAGCUCGCUGCUCGCCCCCUUGCAAGCGCAGGCGGGCGGCUGUCUGUACGUGUGCUGUAUUAGUUUCAUGUUUAGAACAGAAGAUGAAGAAAUUUUCCCAUGUUUUGAUGUCUUGAAGGUGUUGUUUCAGUGAUUAACUAUCUCACUUGAUGUUGUGGGACGAGCAGAUGAACCGAACCAUCGAUUUUGUACUCUUUUAUACCCCUGCAUUAGCUUUUGUAGUUUUCCUCAUCUUUUAUCUAACUUAUUGGAUCGUUAAACAUUAAGUUUAACUUCUAUAUUUAUUGUGCAGCCGGGCCAUAUGUUUCUAUGCUUUCACAAGAGAUAUUUUUUGGAUAUUUAUUUACAAGUUAUAAGCACUUAGUUUCUGGCCCGGGGUUUGCCCACCAUACCCUGUUCAGUUCCUUCUCCUCUCCUCCUUCUAGAUUGUUUGAGGAUCAAUUUCUAUGUUUCUGGCUUAUAGUAUCUUCGUUUAGCAUAAACAUAUACUUGAAAAUAUAUUAUUUUAUAUGCAUUAUUUUGUAUUUAUUGUGUAUAUAUAUAGCCGCAGCUUGCGUCACCGUUUUAUGUGAAAUGGUGAAUCCGCAUUUCUGUGUCUGCGUAACAUGUGUCAGGUCACCAAAUUGCUUUAGGGACACUGUUGGAAGCAAGCCAGGGCUACAUCUAUGUUAGUACUAUGUUAGGCAAGUUACAUUGUAGCGUGAAAUUAAGUCUGACAUUGUGCUAAAAUUGAUGAACCAACUGGGACCUUAUUAAUUCAGCAUGUGAUGUUUUUUUUCUCUCGAAUGGAUUUCUAUUUCGAAUGGUCAGCAUAUAAUGUUUGAGCACUUUUCUUGUUCAUUCUCAUCACGCCAUUUGAUUCACAAUCUGCAGGAGUUUUUUGUGUGUCAAGGAAUGUCUGCCUCAGAAAACCAGGCUGCUGAAAUCAGCAACGAAACUGAUGACAGGAAGGGAGACCGUCCAUGGAACAUCAUACGUAUACGUUUACCACCGAGGAAGAAGUUGCCUGACGCCUCCCUCACCCUGAGCAAGAAAGUACCUCGGAUUAACAAAACCGGAAGUAAGGAAGUACCUGAAAUGAGUAUCGACAGCCCAGGCAAGAAUCUGACAACUGCUCCAGUACUGGGUGAGGCAAGCAGCCAUUCCCCAAGAAUGGGACUGUGUAAUGAGGGCAGUAGCAACACCCUGAGCAAGACAAUGUCUGCUAAACCUGAGAGUGAUACCUCAGGCCACAAACAACCAGAUGAGGCAACUUACAGCGCCCUGAGCAAGAACCUAAGAGUCGAUGAUGAAGAGCAAGGAAGUGAUGCAAACUGUUAUGCGGCUAAACAGGGACCGUAUGAAGAGGCCAACAACAAUAUCUUGAGCAUGAUACUUCCUCUACCAGGCAAGAAUCUGAUUACUGCUCCAGUACAGGGUGAGGCAAGCAGCCACUCCCCAAGAAUGGGACUGUGUAAUGAGGGCAGUAGCAACACCCUGAGCAAGACACUGUCUGCUGAAUCUGAGAGCGAUACCUCAGGCCACAAACACCUGGAUGAGGCAACUUACAGCGCCCUGAGCAAGAACCUAAGAGUCGAUGAUGAAGAGCAAGCAAGCGAUGCAAACUGUUAUGCUGCUAAACAGGGACCGUGUGAAGAGGCCAACAACAAUAUCUUGAGCAUGAUACUUCCUCUACCAGUUCAGGAAGUACCUGAAGGUCAUAUAGACAACAGCCCAAGCAAGAAUGAUAUAGCCCCUGGAAUGCAGGGUGAUGAGGAACAUAACAACUCCCCAAGAAGGAAACUGUGCUAUGAUACUAACAACAAAGAAGAAGAUGAAGAGGGUAACAACGGAAGCUGGAACCUGACAACCACCGCUGCGAAGUAUGAGGAUGUGGUUGAAGAAGCUCACCACCCCAUUCCCACCAAAGAAAACAAUGCCCCAAGCAAUCCACCAACUGAUCCAGCCAAACAAAUUUCCCCAGUCAAGAGGCUGCCUACCUCUUCAGUACAGGCUACUGGUACUAGCCGCAGCCGGAACACCCCUGAAAUGAAGCUUUCUGCUUCUGUUUGCCAGGCUGUGGAGCAAAGUACCAAUGCUGCAAACACAGAGGUCACAACGGAGUAUCAAGAGUUUGAGGAGAAGAUCAAGCGAACUGUAUUUCUUGUCAAUCUUGACAACCUGUCUCACCAAGCUACAGAGGUUAAGAGCAACCCAAGCAGGACCCUGUCAACCACUGCUAUAGAGCGGGAGAUGUUUGAAAAUGCUAACCACACCAUUCCUAGCAAGAAGCUUUCUGAUGUGGCUAGAAACCAGGCCCUGAUCGAUAGAUCAACUGACCCAGCUAAGAAAAGAACCCCACGCAAGAAGCCACACACCUCUGCAUUACAUGCUACUGAUACCAGCCAGAAUACAUUUGGAAUGAAGCUUCCCAUUUCUGAUGGCCAGGCUGUUAAUCAAAGUAAGAGUGCUGCAGAUUUGGAUUCCGUCAAACAGUAUCCUGAGGACAACAAACUGAUUACUGACAAGCCAGGCAAGAAUUUGAUAACCACUCCAGCACAUGGUGAGGCAAGCAGCCACUCCCCAAGAGUGGGACACUGUAAUGGGGCCAAUAGCAACACCCUUAGCAAGACAUGGUCCGCUGAGUCUGAGAGCGAUACCUCAGGCAACAAACUACUGGAUGAGGCAAAUGAUAACACCCUGAGCAUGAACCUGAGAGUCGCUGCUGAAGAGCAAGGAAGUGAUCCAAGCAGUUACGCUGCUAAACAUGGAUUGUGUGAAGAGGUGAACAACAUCUCGAGCAUGAUGCUUCGUCUUCAACUUCAGGAAUUGCCUAGAGAUCAUAUCAACAACAGCCCAAUCAAGAGCCUUACAACGACUAGAAAGCAGGGUGAGGAGGAACAUAGCAACUCCCCACGAAAGAAACUGCUCUACAAUACUGACAGUAAAGUAGCAGAUGAAGAGGGUAACAACCCAAGAUGGAAUCAAACAAUCACCGCUGUGAAGUCUCAGGAGGUGUUUGAAGAAGAUAAUCAUCCCAUUCCGAGCAAGAUGCUGUCUGGUGAGGCUAAAAACAAUGGCCCAAGCAAUAGACCAACUUAUCGAGCUAACAAAAAUGCCCCACACAAGAGUUUGUGUACCGCUUCAGUACAAGCUAGAGCUACUGGUACCAGCGGGAAGACCCCUGGAAUGAAGCUUUCUGCUUCUGUUGACCAGGCUGUGGAGCAAAGUACCAGUGCUGCAAACAUGGAGGUCAUAGAGGAGCAUCAAGAGUUGGAGGAGAAGAUCAAGGAAAUUGUAUAUCUUGACAACCCCUCUCACAAGGCUACAGAGGCUAAGAGCAACCCAAGCAGGACCCUGUCAACCACUGCUAUAAAGUGUGAUGUGUUUGAACAUGCUAACCACACCAUUCCCACCAAGAAGCUGUCUGAUGUGGUUAGAAACAAGGCCCCAAGCAAAAGACCAACCGAUCCAGCUAAGAAAAUCACCCCACGCAAGAAGCCGCGCACCUCUGCAGUGCAGGCUACCGGCACCAGCCAGAAUACAUCUGGAAUGAAGCUUUCCACUUCUGAUGGCCAGGCUGCUAAUCAAAGUAAGAGUGCUGAAGAGUUGGAAACCAUAAAACAGUAUCAGGAGUUCGAGGAGAAGGUCAAACGAACUGUUUACCUUGACAAUCUAUCUCACCAGGCUACAGAGGCAGUCAUAAAAACAGCUUUGGGUCAAUUUUGUAGUAUCAGAAAGGUCAGUUUUGUUGUGAACUACACCAUUCCCUACAAUAUUCCUCAAUCUGCAUUAGUACAGAUGGAAACUGAGAAGGAUGCUGAAGUUGUGGUCAGUAUGCUGCAAGACUUCCCUUUUAUGAUCUCUGGAAUUCCAAGGCCUGUUAGGGCGAAGCAUGCUACGCCUGAGAUGUUCAAUGAUCGCCCCCGGAGACCUGGGAGUAAAUUAAAAUUUCGCUGGGUGGGCCACAGAGAUCCUGAUUAUGAGAUUCUAAAAAAAUCAAAAAUACUCUCCAGGAGACAUGAGGUGGAGAACUUUGCACUAAUUGAGCAUGAACUAGACGAGGAGAAAUCGCUAGCAGCGCAGCAGCAGGAGAAUCUGAACUGCAAUCGCAAGAUGUUGGAGACCAUGGACAGCGUCAUUCUGUCUGGCAUGACAAACUACAUUUCUAAAAUUUAUAGCGUCAAUUGGAACGAUGUGUUCUGAAAAUAGCUGAAUAUUAACGGUACUCUGUGUGCACAGCGUUGGUACUAAUCUCGUGCACCAUCUGGUUGAAGUGUGAUUUAACCUCAGAAUCUGAGAGUUGGAUGGUUGAACUGUGACCGUUUUAUUUUGCGAAAAGGAUGGCGUCGAUAUCGCAUACUUGAACGUGUC
Messenger RNA from Triticum dicoccoides, 4571 nucleotides. RefSeq lists its product as uncharacterized. NCBI's taxonomy places the organism in Eukaryota, Viridiplantae, Streptophyta, Magnoliopsida, Poales, Poaceae. The record is from RefSeq and is a predicted model, not a curated record. Gene Ontology annotation, molecular function: RNA binding. The transcript is spliced from 3 exons. The coding region runs from base 1035 to 4403 and encodes 1122 amino acids.